Tarenaya hassleriana is the source of this 2857-nucleotide messenger RNA. RefSeq names its product leucine-rich repeat extensin-like protein 2. Bases 122 to 2659 code for a protein of 845 amino acids. The record is from RefSeq and is a predicted model, not a curated record. Gene Ontology annotation, molecular function: protein binding. Lineage: Eukaryota; Viridiplantae; Streptophyta; Magnoliopsida; Brassicales; Cleomaceae. The transcript has 2 exons.
GAGAUCUCACAUUGGUGAGAACCUCCUCACUUCUCUCACCCCAUAUGCCUUGAAAACAAAAACCAAACACAUCUCUCUCUCUUUCAUGUGAACAUCUCAAAAAAAAAAAAAGACAAACACGAUGUCUCUGUUUCUUCCUCGUCUCUUCCUCCUCCUCUUACUCUCCUCCGCCUCCUUCCGCCACGUCACCGCCGACGAUGAAGACGGUGAUGACGUCAGGGUCGACCCGAGCCUCCGGUUCGAGAAUCCGAAGCUCCGUCAAGCCUACAUUGCUCUCCAGGCGUGGAAGCUCGCCAUUUUCUCCGACCCUUUUAACUUCACAGCCAACUGGAACGGAUCCGAUGUCUGUUCUUACAACGGAAUCUUCUGUGCUCCUCUUCCUUCCGACAACAAGACACGUGUCGUCGCCGGAAUCGACCUCAACCACGCCGACAUCGCCGGUUACUUGCCGCCGGAGCUCGGCCUUCUCACCGAUCUCGCCCUGUUUCACCUGAACUCGAACCGGUUCUGCGGCGAAGUCCCCGACACGUUUAAGCGUAUGAAGCUUCUCUACGAACUCGAUCUAAGCAACAACAGGUUCGUGGGUAAGUUCCCUGAGGUUGUCUUGUUAUUACCCUCGCUUAAGUUCUUGGAUCUUCGUUACAACGAGUUCGAGGGCAAGAUUCCGGCGAAGCUGUUCGAUAAAAAGCUCGACGCGAUCUUCCUGAACAACAACCGAUUCAGAUUCGGAAUCCCCGAGAACAUGGGAUACUCCCCUGUUUCAGCUCUUGUCCUGGCGAACAACGACCUCGGAGGGUGUAUCCCUGGGAGUAUCGGUCUCAUGGGCAAAACCCUGAACGAGAUCAUCCUCUCGAACGAUAACCUAACCGGCUGUUUGCCUCCUCAGAUCGGAAAUCUCAAGAACGUUACUGUUUUCGACGUCAGCUUUAACCAUCUCCGUGGUCCGAUCCCUGACAGUAUCGGGAACAUGAAGAGUUUGGAGCAACUCAACGUUGCGGACAAUGCGUUCACGGGUUCUAUCCCGUCCACGAUUUGUCAGCUGUCGAGGAUCGAGAAUUUCACGUACUCUUUCAACUACUUCACCCGAGACGCGCCUCGAUGUGGUUCGCUGUCUGGCCCGAGGGUUGUGGUUAAUGGUACGAGGAAUUGUAUUCGUGGAAAGCCGCUUCAGAGACCAGCUCGGGAGUGUUCUUCUUCGGAGGCCAGACCGGCGGAUUGUUCCAAGUUCGGAUGUAAUAACAUGCCGUCUCCUCCUCCUCCUUCUUUCAAGAUGUCUCCUUCUGUUAGAACGCUUCCUCCGCCGCCGCCGCCGAAGUACGGAUCAACUCCUCCUCCUCCUUCGUUUAAGAUGUCUCCUUCUGUCAGAGCUUAUCCUCCUCCUCCUCCGCCGGAGUAUAAGCCUCCGACGCCGUCUCCUCCUUCUUCCGGUAUGUCGCCGUCGACGAGAACCUACCCUCCUCCGCCGCCGCAGAAGUAUGAGACUCCGUCGCCACCUUCUUCCGGUAUGUCGCCGUCGACGAGAUCAUCCCCUCCUCCGCCGUCUCCUUCUUCCGGCAUGUCGCCGUCGACGAGAACCUACCCCCCUCCGCCACCGCCGCCUCAGAAGUAUGAGACCCCGUCGCCUCCUUCUUCCGGUAUGUCGCCGUCGACGAGAUCGUACCCUCCUCCUCCGCCUCCAUCUCCGACUUAUGUCUACUCAUCUCCGUCGCCCCCUCCGCCGGUGGUUUACUAUCCACCAGUGACGCAGAGUCCGCCGCCGCCUCCGGAGUGUAAGCCGACACCUUCACCUAGCGAAUAUUACCCAUCUCCGUCACCACCACCACCGUCGUAUCCUCAAUACACAUCUCCUCCUCCUCCGCCUCCGCCGUCGCCGCCACCACCACCGGAAUACUACCCACCCACCGUACAAAGUCCUCCCCCGCCGCCUCCGGUCGAGUAUCACCCACCGGAAAACUCAAGCCCACCACCGCCGGUAUACUAUCCACCCACCGUACAAAGUCCUCCUCCUCCACCGCCUCCGGUCGAGUACCACUCACCGGAAAACUCAAGCCCACCACCGCCGGUAUACUCUUCACCAUCACCGCCGGAAUACUACCCACCCACCGUACAAAGUCCUCCUCCGCCGCCUCCCUACCACUCACCGGAAAACUCAAGCCCACCACCGCCGGUAUACUCUUCACCAUCACCGCCGGAAUACUACCCACCCACCGUACAAAGUCCUCCUCCGCCGCCUCCCGUCGAGUACCACCCACCGGAAAACUCAAGCCCACCGCCGCCGGUAUACUCUUCACCUCCGGUGGAAUACUCUUCACCACCACCACCGGAAUACUACCCACCCACCACACAAAGUCCUCCUCCGGCUCCGGUCGAAUACCACCCCCCGGAAAACCAGACCCCACCACCAGAAUACCAUUCUCCACCGCCGUCGAGUGGCUGCAACGAAGGCCAUGGUCCACAGCCUCCUCCGAGCCACGACCGAGACCAUAGCCAGCACCAUUACCCAACACCAUCACCACCACCACCAUUGACUCCACCUGAGUACUCAUACUCUUCACCACCUCCGCCGUCCCCUCCGCCGCCGUCGUACGAUGACUCGCCGCUUCCACCAAUUCCCGGCGUCUCGUACGCAUCUCCUCCUCCGCCGUAUAUUCCUUACUAGUUUAAAGUGAUCGAUCAACACCACCAUGGGAACUUCUGCAAAAUGCGUUGUCUUUGUGAGAGAGAAUUAGUGCACAUUGGUAUAUUCUUUUGGCUGCAACGUUAACGUAUCUUGUGUGUUUGGAACAACAUUUCUAUGUAUUUUUAUUUUUUCUUAUCGAAUGUUUUGUAACUUAUAUAUAUAUAUACGUAUUUUCCA